UACAAAAAUGGCUUUAAACUUCGAUAAAAGAUUUUCUCACCUUUUUAUGGUACACCCUGUGUACCACCCGCACAUGUGUGCGCGCCCGGAUGGUUCGAUAAUGUGUCCGAUGACCGGCGGAUUCAAGGGCCGGCCAAGGUUUAGCUCGCGAAUGCGUUCGCCCACCGGUUAGCUGCGUGAACAGCAAGUUAACAGCGCUAUGGAAUGUUCGAUUCCGGCGCAAGUCCGCAUUCCACAUAUGGGUCGUGCGUGUGUGUAUUGCGUUGUUGUGCGUUGUGUUCCGUGUUGCGCUGUAGCACUAGAUGAUUCCUUUUCCUCUCACGCUUGUUGUAUUGUACUAUCUGUAACAUUAACGCUCAUGGUGUGUGCUCCCUGGCCUGGCUCUGUUGCUGUUGGAAGGAUAUCCCUGUUGGAAUGCUCAUGGGAAUGUCGCUGGUGGUCACUGGAACAACUUCUACCUCGCUUCACUCUUCCUCUCUCUAUCUCUAUCUCUAUCUCACUCUUUCCGUGCCACUUGCCAGCCAGAGAAUCUGAUCUGCAAGCAUAUGAAGAAGUUGGGCAAAAUCAUCAAGCGCAACAUUGGCCAGCAGCAGCACCGUUUGCUGAGUACCACCAUCAGCCACAGUAGUAGCGGUGGUGGUGGUGGCAGCAGCAGUAUCGAGAACGGUUUGUGUAACGGUGUUGGCGGCGUCGGCGGAGGAGAAGGAGGAGGCGCAGGAGCACAUAAGGAAUGGUAUCGCGGAUUGUCGUCGCAGCCCGCAAAAUCCGACACGGAUGAGGACGAUCUGGCCGGAUCAACGCCGUUCUCCAAAUGGGUAAAGCGCGCCCGCCCUCUAUCGUUUAAGCGCAUCAGCCACGAUGGCUCGACGGGCCGGGCACCUUUAAAGUGAUACGGCUGCGAAUGGUGGACACGAAAUCUGUUGAUUUUUUCUUUUUUGUUUUUUAGAUAUAAUAAUUUUGUUUUUCCCUGUCGGGAUUUCAAAACCAGUGCUUCAGCUCCGUUCCCCGUUUCGCUCUGUUCUA
Molecule: messenger RNA, 1023 nt
Organism: Anopheles aquasalis
Lineage: Eukaryota; Metazoa; Arthropoda; Insecta; Diptera; Culicidae
Source: RefSeq, a predicted model, not a curated record